Messenger RNA from Botrytis byssoidea, 1488 nucleotides. RefSeq lists its product as uncharacterized. Gene Ontology annotation, biological process: transmembrane transport. NCBI's taxonomy places the organism in Eukaryota, Fungi, Ascomycota, Leotiomycetes, Helotiales, Sclerotiniaceae. The record is from RefSeq and is a predicted model, not a curated record. Gene Ontology annotation, cellular component: membrane. The transcript is spliced from 6 exons. Gene Ontology annotation, molecular function: transmembrane transporter activity. Bases 1 to 1488 code for a protein of 495 amino acids.
AUGCCUCACUCUUCCUCUCCCCCUCCAAAGCAAAACUCCCCAUCCAUCAUUCUGCCCCACGAAACCUCUCCCCUUAUCUCCGCCCACCAUCAUCCCCAUGACCCCACUCCUCCGCCCACCACUCCCUCCCUCCAAACCCUCAUCCUCUGCUUCAUGACUCUCCACUUCCUCAUCGCCUUCUGCGAAAUGGUUCUUGUAGCCCCCCUCAUUUCCCUCUUCGAAUCUUCCCUCUGUCACUCUUAUUACAAUUUUCCAGAGCCAAGCUUAAGAUUAGAUAAUCGGGACGUCAUUUCAGAAAUGUGUAAGAUACCUGAGAUCCAGGGACCGUUGGCGACGAUUAGGGGGUGGAAAAGUUUUGGGGAUACGGUGCCUGUUCUACUAGUAGCGAUUCCGAUUGGCAAUCUGGGGGAUCGAUAUGGAAGGAGAAAGAUCAUGGCGUUAUCCUUGAUAGGAGUUGGAUUGUCUCUGGUAGAAAUUUUUGUUGUUUGCGCAUAUCCAAAGAUCUUCGACUUGCGUUGGGUCUGGUUGUCGUCACUGUUCCUUCUAUGUGGAGGAGGUUUAUACUCAAGUGCGGCGUUUAUGUGGGCCAUGGCUUCCUCGCUGAUACCGGAAGAUAAAAGAAGCUAUGCUUUUUACUAUAUCUUCUCGGCAUUCUAUAUUGCAGAACUUAUCGGAUCAUAUGUAGCUUCUAUCACUAUAGAUAUUUCUCCUUGGAUUGCCUGUAGUAUGGCCAUGGGAUCAGUGAUCCUAGGAUUGCUUUUGUUGUGGCUGGUACCAUUAACUCAAUCAUCGCCGCGACCAGAACCAUCACCUCCUUCAACAUCCUCAACAGGACUACAAUCAAGGCAUCUUACACUCAUUCCCAAGACUACCAUCCUCGCUACCAUCCGCCACGCCUUGUUACAACCCAAUGUUCUCCUCUGUGUUCCAGUUUUCCUGGUCGGUACCCUUAGAUAUACGACUCUCAGCAUCCUAAUCCAAUAUACCUCGGUUCGUUUCGGCACCAAGAUAUCCAAGGGAGCAAUGUUCUACACCGAAACAGCUAUUAUCAAUAUCUUUCUAUUCUUAUUUCUUAUCCCUAGGAUAAGCAUUUGGAUAAAAUCGAGAUACCAUGUGAAAUCCGAGAAGAUUGAUUUAGAACUGAUGAGGAUUAGUCUAUGUUUUCUGUUGGUUGGCUCUCUUGCUAUUGGAUUGGCACCGACGAGUGGGUGGAUUCCAAUUGGUGUUUCUAUCUUUGCCGCAGGCUUCGGAUCCCGAGUCUCAACUCUCUCACUAAUAUCCCAUUUUAUCCCCCCCUCCUCCCUCGCUACUCUCUACGCCUCAAUAGCUGUGCUAGAGAAUCUCGGCCAUGCUAUCAAUGAUCCUUCCAUGCAACAUAUAUUCGCGGUAACCUUACGCUUACCAUCUUUCUGGCACGCGUUGCCCUUUUUCGUGGCUGCUGUAGGUACUCUUUUACUUCUUACCUUUGCAAAUAAGAACAAGAUGUAA